This is a messenger RNA of Closterium sp. NIES-67, 1395 nucleotides long. Lineage: Eukaryota; Viridiplantae; Streptophyta; Zygnematophyceae; Desmidiales; Closteriaceae. The record is from the annotation of a GenBank genome assembly.
CGUCCCCCCUCCCCCUCCCCUACAACCGCGACGGCAAUUCAGGCACGUAUGUCUGAGAGUCCUUAGUACUAAUGUCCAAGAAUGCCGCGAAGCAGCGCUGGCGUCGGCCGCUCCAUGCGGCACUAUGGCUUCCUCCCUGUCGAUCCCCGCGUUUUUCGCUCGCAAUCCGCGUCGCGAUCCUCCUCUCGGUUCUUCUCUCGCUCUACCUCGUCUACAAAGAGACUCUAUUUAUAGACCUCGUUCUCGUUUCCCGCAUGCAAUUCGCUCCCGCGAUCCGCCACCCUAACGCGACCCAAGCAAUCCUGACCGUCGCGCUCGGGUUAUCCUCGAUACGGCCCGUCUCGUUUGCGAACAAGCAGUCGUACUGUAACCGGCACGGCAUCGAGUGCAUCUUCGUUACAACUCCGGUCAGCAACCGUACGCCUGUGUGGCAGAAGGUGGAGCUCCUAGCGCGUUACCUCCCGCGGUACGAGUGGAUAUGGCUGCUCGAUCUCGACGCAAUCAUUACCAAUAAGUCCGUCAGCAUUAGCGACAUAGUUGCCAACGCGCAGGCUAGAUCGCAAGCGCAGGGGCAGCAGCUGUCUAACCCGCUGAUCGGAGCAGGUACUCCAGUUCCGGGGCUAGGGAGAGGGGGGAGAGCGGCGGGGGGAUUCGGCGCGCGCAAUGACAGUUCCGCCCGAGCAGUGAGCGCAGCAGCGAAUGCCACUCAUCCCGCGGAUGCCGCGGACGCCGCCAACGGCGCAACCAUUCCCGCCACUCACCCCCACGUCGACUUAAUUUAUGCGCGCGACUACGAGGACAGGGGUCUUAACGCCGGGUCGCUCUUCUUCCGCCGCGCGCCGCGGUUCCUAGAAACCGACUUCUUCCCCCAUUGGCUGGCGCUCUCGCGAAUGUUCCACAAACGGGAGCUCGAGGAGCAAGGCGCGCUCGCGGACAUGCUGCAACGUGACUAUAAGGGGGUGCGGGGCGCGUCGGUGCGGCUAGAGAUGCAGGAGAUUAACUCGUAUUGUCCCGAGCAUGAGAUUAAGGAGCUUAGGUGGCGCCGGGGAGACCUGGUGGCGCACUUUCCGGGGCAGUGUAAGAAACGGCUUGUUCCGUUUGUGAGGCGGAAUUGGAAAGAGAUUCUUGAUUAAAGGCGUACUGUGUGAUAUAUGGUACCUAAUGGGAGGUACCAACCAAUGUUUAAGGUGGCAUAAUGACAUCGGUUCACAUCCUCCUGGCCUGACCCUUGCCCUGCAAACUGCCUACGUUUCCCGUCUCAUGAGUCGAUUUUCGAGUCGACUAAAAAAUCGACUUAUUACACACGUUUCCCAUACCUUCCCAUUUCCAGAGUAAUAUCCCCAUCCGCAUGGCCCCCCAUCCCACGACUCCCCAUCCCAUGCUUCCUCAUCCCAU